Messenger RNA from Saccostrea cuccullata (small rock oyster), 1501 nucleotides. Its product is annotated as cell cycle checkpoint protein RAD1-like. Bases 65 to 910 code for a protein of 281 amino acids. Lineage: Eukaryota; Metazoa; Mollusca; Bivalvia; Ostreida; Ostreidae. The transcript is spliced from 8 exons. Gene Ontology annotation, cellular component: checkpoint clamp complex; nucleus. The record is from RefSeq and is a predicted model, not a curated record. Gene Ontology annotation, molecular function: 3'-5' exonuclease activity. Gene Ontology annotation, biological process: DNA repair; DNA damage checkpoint signaling.
GUUUUCGCGGAAAUUCGAAUUUCCUUUGCUGGGCCCUGCCGAAAUGAUGUGAUGAGGACUAAAAAUGUCUCUAUCUACACAGCAUGAUGACAGUGACAGUCAUUAUGUAUUGCUGGCAAAGUUGGACAACGCAAGGAAUGUUUCAAAUAUACUGAAAGCAAUCCAUUUCAAAGAGACGGCAACAGUUUUUGCAAGUUCCCUUGGGAUCAAGGUUACAGUGGAGGAUUCCAAAUGUGUCCAGGCCAAUGCCUUUAUCCAGGAGGGAGUGUUCCAUCAUUUCAGUGUUAAAGAUGAGCAGAUCACGUUCAAAAUCAACCUGACUGUUCUUCUGGAAUGCCUGACAAUAUUUGGGAGCACCUCUUUGCCAGGGAUUACUACCAGUCUUAAAAUGUGUUAUGCUGGCUAUGGAUGUCCCUUGGUUCUAGUUCUUGAAGAGGAAGGUGUGCUUACAGACUGUACAAUAAAAACCCUGGAACCAGAUGAAGUUCUGGACUUCAACUUUUGUAGUUCAAAUGUGAUUAACAAAAUUAUCAUGAAAUCAGAAUGUCUGAAGGAAGCCUUCAGUGAGCUGGACAUGACCAGUGAUAUAUUACAGAUUCUAAUGUCCCCGGAUCAGCCCUAUUUUAGACUGUCAACAUUUGGUAAUGCUGGCAGCACACAUUCUGACUUUCCUAAAGACUCGGAUAUGGUGGAGUCCUUUCUAUGCACUCAGACACAGACCAACAGAUACAAAAUAUCCCUCCUGAAGCCCUCCGUGAAAGCUCUAGCCUUGUCCACCCGAGUGUCGAUACGGACAGAUAAUCGAGGCUUCCUGUCUCUACAGUACAUGAUUAAAAACGAGGACGGACAAGUGUGCUUUGUGGAAUACUAUUGUGCUCCAGAUGAGGACAUAGACGAGGAAGAGGACUAGUUUAUUUAUUUGUUGAAAGACCUAAGUUUGUUCUCAGGUUUAUGAAUAGAAUGAUUCAGAAGAUUUAAUAAGUUUUAAAGUUAUGAAUCUAGCUAUGUGAAAUAGUGUUAUAUGCUGUACUAGAAAUUCAUAUCAAGUUGUAAAGAAGGAUGUAUAUGUCAUACAUUGUUCAUCAUAUUUAUUCUAUUUUUACAGGAUUUUUAAUGUACGAUUGUGAACAGAAUCUGUUUUCUCUGCUUACGUAAAUUUGUCAUACUAUCUUUUUCUUGACUUUUCCUUUAAAACAAAAAUACAUAUUUCCAAUGCAUUGUGACUUUUUGGAGAAAUUAACUGGUUCUAAAUGAAAAGUUAUUUAAGGAAUUAUAGCAGUCUGAUUUUCUGUUUUUAUGAUGUGAUCAAGCAAGGCGUUUAUGAAUAAAACUGUUGCAAAAGCCUUUAUCUUCAUCUUCAAUAUAUAACAAAAAAUUGCAAUAUUAAUAUUUGCUAUAAUUACAUGGUCGUGAUUUCAUGAAGUCUUAAAUCAUUAUACUCUUCAAUGCAUUGUCAAUUUAUGGACAAAUUUUUGUCAGAUAAAAUAAAAAAUAAAACUAA